Molecule: messenger RNA, 3019 nt
Organism: Cyprinus carpio (common carp)
Lineage: Eukaryota; Metazoa; Chordata; Actinopteri; Cypriniformes; Cyprinidae
Product: forkhead box E3
Biological process (GO): cell differentiation; anatomical structure morphogenesis; regulation of transcription by RNA polymerase II
Molecular function (GO): DNA-binding transcription factor activity, RNA polymerase II-specific; RNA polymerase II cis-regulatory region sequence-specific DNA binding
Source: RefSeq, a predicted model, not a curated record
CUGAAUACUGUCUGUCAGGUUCUCCCUCUCAUUCAUAUCACUUUUUUUCUCACUCCUACCCAAAUAUGCAUGCACUUACCUGUUUUAAAUUGUUUAUGGGUUGUUUGUUUAGAAAACUUAAUUUGAGUUUUAGGCAUGAGAGACAUUUUACCUCCUGACCUUGCUAUAGAUCCCUUGUGUUGAAAUGCAAAGCCCUAGUAAUUCCCUGAUAGGUUUAACUAUUCAUUUAAAGAUGAUGAGAAUGUGCACACUGUUAUUGUCUUGCUGUAAUUCGAUCAGUAAAAUCCUGGGUGAUAAGUUGAUGUUGAGUGCUGUGAUGCUGUAUUAACAUCCAACCCUCUAUAGUCUCAAUCUGGAGAAUACAAAUAAACCAACAGUAUUUUUUUAACAUUCUGUAAAGCUUUCACAGCUCAACUGCUGUUUUUAAAGGCCUGUUUUAUUUUUCAAUUGGUGGAUUGAGAGGUAGUUUGGGAAGUCUGUUACAGCCUUUCUGUGUGUUGUUUCUGUCCUGGAUACACAGUGAACCCUGGGCAAACUAUGAGAGAUAGAGAGAUCAAAGAUAGAACUUGCAGUGAGCGGUCUGUGACUUUUUUGCACAGUAAAACAUUUAGCCUCAAAUUAAAGUGAUGCACAGAAAAGUUUAUUGCACUUUGUGACAACUUAACAUUCAAUUGAUAAGAGUAUACUGGCAGAAAUUGUUACAGUUUAAAGGGAUGUAUGCAGAGAUUUUUAAAAAACAAUAUCUUAAUGGUGUUUUUUAUAGUGAACAAACAUGAUCAACAAAUUGAGUAUUCGCAUUCAUAAUGUUCCAGGUCUUUGUGAUGUGAAGAAAGCCAUACUUUGUGAAACUGUUCAGCUAACAAUAUUUAGUAUGCAUUUAACCUCCACCUCUCCAGCCUUUCCUUCCUAAUCCUGUUGCUCAGUGUUGCACUGACUGACCCCCAAGUCAGUGGAAGCUAUUAUGUAAGCCACUUAGCCUUAUCUGAUCUCUCACAAUUUAUAUUCCAUAUAAGGUCACUAGUAGCCUAUUGCUUCCUUUUUGUUUUCAUUGAAGGACAGAAGCAUAAACUUUUAAUGGCAGCUCAUACUGAAAUAUGAAAAAGCUAGGUUAGAUGUUAAAAACUUUUCCCCGUUUUUAACUUUUUUUAAAUAUAUUUUUUGUGUGAUUUAUUCUUGAAUUUUGGUGUUUAGUCAGGUUAAUCAGAUAUGUCUUUAAAUAACAGGUUGUAAAAUAUACAAAUCCAUCCGUCCAAAAUGCAUUUAAGGUUCAUUAUCUGACCUCGCAUUCUUUGUUAGUGAGGGAAGAACUGUCACCCAAUCGAUCGUCACGAGGCGGCCCGUGUCGUCACUCCGCCCGCUCUAUAAAUCUCCCCCCGACUCACUCACCUGGUUAGACAAACACCUCUCUAAUCUACAGCUGAGCGCACGCUUAUUUUAUUAUUGUCAAUAGUUUUAUACCCUGUUUAGUGGGCAAGUUGAAAGAAUUUUACAAUUCUGCCAAUCCUAAAAGUUUAAAAGACAACUUUUAUGAAUCUUGCAAGUUUUUCAUACUUCACGGGCAUGUGCAACAUGACGGCAGAGUCCCAGCACUCGCCAGCCGAGGCGGCCAGUCCAGUGGUGGUGUCUCCCAACGUGAGCCUGGACUCCCCGAUUCCUCUUCCUCCACCAGCGUUGAACCACCAAGCCCGAGCCAAGGACGGUGUUCUGAUCAAAGCCGAGCCUCGGGGCAGCAGUCCAAAUACAGAGAGGGAGGAAGGGGUUUCAUUGGGUCAGACAGAAGAACACCUGCCCGCCACUGGCAGCCGGCGGAGGAAAAGGCCAGUGCAGCGAGGUAAACCUCCCUACAGUUACAUCGCGCUUAUAGCAAUGGCCAUCGCCAAUUCACCUGAGAGAAAACUCACUCUAGGCGGCAUCUAUAAGUUCAUCAUGGAACGCUUUCCCUUUUACCGCGAGAAUUCCAAGAAGUGGCAAAAUUCCAUACGGCAUAACCUCACCCUCAACGACUGUUUUGUGAAGAUCCCGCGGGAGCCCGGUAGGCCCGGUAAAGGAAACUACUGGACGCUUGACCCCGCCGCUGAGGACAUGUUUGACAACGGGAGUUUCUUGCGCCGAAGGAAGCGCUUCAAGCGUACUGAUGUUAGCACAUAUCCUGGGUACAUGCAAAACUCGAGCGCUUUUACGCCCACACCUAUGGGUAGACAGGCGUACCCCAACACCUUGUACCCGGGUGUAACGUCUGGCUACGGGACUCAGUUGGCUGGUUCCCCGCACCCGGCGAUGCUGCAUCACUAUCAGGCAUCGGCCGGGGUCACGCAGGGCCAGCCCAGGAUGUUCAGCAUCGAUAACAUUAUUAGUCAGCAGACAGUGAUGCAGAGUGGAGGAGACUUCAAUCCGCAGUCUCUCGGCCUGGGUGCUGGAGACUUGGGUGCCAUGACCUCCUGCUGUUCCGUAUCCACCUCUGACCCAACCUGCUUUCAGACACAACCGAUAAAUCAAACGAGCAACAUGCUGAACAGGAACACUGGACCUCUUGCUUCAAACAUGACAUCCAACUACACGUACCCCUCCUCGGCUUCGCCUACUCAUCUGUCCGGGGUCACGCAGUCCAGCUUCUCACCGGGAGGCUCACAGGUGUACUGCUCGGGAAACAGGAUUUCGCUGCCCCCUGUGCGUUCUGGGUCGUGCGCAGAUCAUACAGAACCACUUUUAGGUCUCUCCGGACCAACAAUAAACUCCUACAAUAAUUCAUAUAUGAGACAAGCCAAUUUUGCCUCAGGACUGGAGCGAUACAUGUAAAAAUGCCUGCACUGACAACGCGAUCACUGUACAACUAUGGCCGCGAGAUUGAGUUCUUCUUGACUAUGUUACAAAAGUUGUGUACCGUGUGACAGAAUUAACAAGUUAUUUGUGUUGUAUAAAAUGAAUUACAGUUCUGUUAUUGAUAUGAGGUCUGAAAGAUUGUUUGGGCUAUAUAUCAGAGAACAAACAACCCCCUGAACAAUGUAAAUAUUUUAAGAUA